Molecule: messenger RNA, 599 nt
Organism: Phaethon lepturus (White-tailed tropicbird)
Lineage: Eukaryota; Metazoa; Chordata; Aves; Phaethontiformes; Phaethontidae
Gene: FFAR4
Product: free fatty acid receptor 4
Exons: 2
Biological process (GO): G protein-coupled receptor signaling pathway
Cellular component (GO): membrane
Molecular function (GO): G protein-coupled receptor activity; peptide binding
Source: RefSeq, a predicted model, not a curated record
GAGAUUCAGAUUUGCACCUUGGUUUGGCCCAGCAUUGCAGGAGAAAUAGCUUGGGAUGUGACCUUUGCCAUAGUUUUCUUUCUAAUACCAGGAUCAGUCAUUGUCAUCAGUUAUUCCAAAAUCUUACAGAUUACAAAAGCAUCAAGAAGGAGUUUAAAUGCUGGUUUAGCCUGCUCGGAAAAUCAUCAGAUUCGUGUUUCCCAGAAAGACUACAAACUAUUCCGCACCCUCUUUGUGUUGAUGAUCUCGUUCUUCAUCAUGUGGAGCCCAAUUAUCAUAAUUAUUAUUUUAAUUUUAGUCCAGAACUACAAAAAAGGUUUAAAUAUUUUGCCAUCAAUUUUCUUUUGGAUAGCGUUAUUCACUUUUGCUAACUCUGCUGUUAAUCCAAUUUUGUAUAAUGUUGCCCAUUUCAGACGCAAAUGUCAGGAAAUUCUUCUAUGUUGUACAGGGAACCCUGUAAGGCAUGGGGCUGGUACAGAAACCACUGCAAGAAGAAGUAACCAUGAACAACCAAAUUUGUCUUUCAUCACCAGAUAAUUAUUUGAAGUCUGAGCUGUGCCACACUUUGGAUGUUAAUGUCUACACUAUCCCAGGUUGAA